AUGGCCGGGCUGCCCGGCGCCGUGCGGACGCGGAGCGGCUCCCCCGGAGCCUCCGCCGCGCUGCCCGCCCCGCGCCUCGCCGCCCUCGACGGCGCCUUCCUCUGCUCGCCGCUCGGGGGGCUGAUGGGCGCCCAGGCCGUGCUUGGCCUACUGGUGUGGGCUCUCAUUGCUGACACGACCUACCACCUCCACGCAGCAUACGGCUGGGUGAUGUUUGUGUCCAUCUUCUUCUGGGUAGCAACAGUCCUCCUCUUCAUGACCUACCUCCUGCAGCUUCCACUGAAGUUCUAUGUGAUCCCCUGGCCCCUCGUGCUGCUGAUCUUCAACGCUGCAGCAACCAUUCUGUACAUCACCGCCUUCAUAACGUGCUCCGCAGCCGUCCAGCCUACCUCGUGGCGCCAGUGGGAUUACAACAGAAGAGCCGCAGCGUCUUUCUUCGCCUGCCUCGUGAUGCUCACCUACGGAGUGAGCACGUUCCUCAGCUUCCGUGCCUGGAAAGGACUUGGCAGCAACGCAGCCACCAGCCAAGUGACCAACCAGGCGUGAAGAGCAGCGUGCACCCGGGCAGGGUGGCUCAGUGCAGCACGUCACUGAGCCACUCAUGCCACCGGGGCUCCUUCUCUAUUGGCAGUGGUGGCAGCAGCCAUCGCUGCUGGCCCACAUGCCAGGGUCAUGUGGAGGCUGUUCUGUGGUCUCAGGUGAUGCUUUUCUAGCUGACGUGUCCA
Messenger RNA from Cygnus atratus (black swan), 725 nucleotides. It is a transcript of the gene PLLP, whose product is annotated as plasmolipin. Lineage: Eukaryota; Metazoa; Chordata; Aves; Anseriformes; Anatidae. Gene Ontology annotation, cellular component: membrane. The transcript has 4 exons. Bases 1 to 546 code for a protein of 181 amino acids. Gene Ontology annotation, molecular function: structural constituent of myelin sheath. Gene Ontology annotation, biological process: myelination. The record is from RefSeq and is a predicted model, not a curated record.